UUGAACUAAACAAAAACAAUCUAACUGGACAUAGUUAUGUUCAAAAAGUAGUUGGAGAGGUAACCAUGCUUGCAGAUGUAAGUUAAAACACCCAGAGGAUUUGGAGAGUGACUUGAUUUCCAGCCUCCUGAAAGUGAAAGUAAGUCAGUGACAGUGAGAGAGCAACUGGAGGGAAGUUUGCUCGGGGGACACUUACAACAUCUUGGGAAAUGGCUUCAAAGCUGCAAGAAGAGUUCUCUUGUCCUGUGUGCACUGAGAUCUACAAGGACCCUGUCAUUCUAACAUGUACUCACAGCUUCUGUAAAGUCUGUCUGAAGCAGUUCUGGGAAACUAAACCAUCCAGAGAAUGUCCAGUCUGCAGGAGGAGGUCAUCAAAGGAACGUCCACUAACUAACCUGGCGUUAAGAAACCUGUGUGAGGUGUUCUUACAGGAGAGAAGUCAGAGAGGAGCACUGUGUGGUCUCCAUGGUGACCAGCUCAGGCUGUUUUGUCAUGAUGAUCACCAGCUUGUGUGUUACUCGUGUCGAGACUCAAAACUCCACAGGAGUCACCAGUUCAGUCCUGUUGAUGAAGCAGCAGCUGACCGGAAGGAAGAGCUCAAAAUCAAACUAGAUCCCAUGAAGGAGAAGCUGAAGGCUUUUGAAAAAGCAAAACUCACCUGUGGUGAAACAGCUGAACAUGUUAAGACUCAAGCCCAGCACACAGAGAAACAGAUCAAGGAGGAGUUUGAGAAGCUUCAUCAGUUUCUACGAGAUGAAGAGGCAUCCAGGAUAGCUGCACUGAGGGAGGAAGAGGAGCAGAAGAGUCAGAUGAUGAAGGAGAAGAUUGAGAAGAUGAGCAGAGAGAUCUCAUCUCUUUCAGACACAAUCAGAGCCAUAGAAGAGAAUAUGGAAGAUGAUGACAUCACAUUCCUGCAGAACUACAAGAGCACAGUGGAAAGAGCCCAGUGCACACUGCAGGAUCCAGAGAGGGUUUCAGGAGCUCUGAUCAAUGUGGCAAAGCACCUGGGCAACCUGAAGUUCAGAGUCUGGGAGAAGAUGCAGGAGACUGUUCACUACACUCCUGUGACUCUGGAUCCCAACACUGCACACCCACAACUCAUCCUGUCUGAGGAUCUGACCAGUGUGAGAUGGGGUGAUGAGAGACAGCAGCUUCCUGAUAACUCAGAGAGAUUUGAUUCAACUGCCAGUGUCCUGGGCUCUGAGGGCUUUAACUCAGGGACUCACUGCUGGGAUGUGGAGGUUGGAGAGAACACACGGUGGUAUGUGGGUGUGAUGACGGAGUCUCACCAGAGGAAGGGAGACUACAGCUCUGUGAGUGGAUACUGGUGUGUGGGGUAUAACGGUGCUGUAUAUAGAGCAUAUGCUGCGCCUCAUGCCUCCACUCUCCUCACAGUGCAGCAGAAACUCCAGAGGAUCAGAGUGCAGCUGGACUGGGACAGAGGAAAGCUGACAUUCUCUGACCCUGAUAAUAACACACACCUACACACUCUCACACACACUUUCACUGAGAGAUUGUUUCCGUACUUUAAUGGAGCCAAAAUCUCUCCUCUAAGGGUUGUACCAGUGAAGGUCUCUGUGUCAGUAGAGCAGCCCAGUUAGAGCAGAAACUGUCUCUGUCUGAACAAGAGCCAACAUGCAGAGAUGGAUGGAGACAUUUGGGUGUCAGUCAUGAGUCACUCACAGAGUAACUGCAGUCAAUUUAAUAUCUGACCUGUGAGGCAUCAUCUUCUGGGUACUUUAAUUUAGUUCAGAAUGUUCUGAUUCUCCAUGUUGAAUAUCCACCAAAAUAAUUGCUUGUGUUGUGCCAUUUAUUACUCUAAGACAGUUUGUCUGUGUUGCUGAUUUGUUUGCAUGUGUGUAUUUUUAUGAUGGUUUCUGUUGUCCAUGUGUGUUUUUCUACACUGCUGGCACAAGCACAUUACAACUACAGUGAAUCUAAUAUCUGUUCUGUUCUGUGAGGCAUUGUCUACUGAGCACUUGAAUUGAAUUCCUGAUAUUCUGUGUUUAGAGUCAAAUAACUGCUGAUUGUAUGUCAUUUAUUACACUAUGAUGGUUUAUUAUCCAGGUCUGUGUUUCUACAUUGCUGCCACAAGCACAUCAAAAUAUCAGAUCAGUAAAUGAUGUGGACAUUUCUGUUGAGUCUCUCCUGUUUAGAGCUCAGCUCAAUUAGGGUCAUUUGGUGGACAUUGUUGGAAGGCAAGGACUAUACACAU
Molecule: messenger RNA, 2215 nt
Organism: Sardina pilchardus (European sardine)
Lineage: Eukaryota; Metazoa; Chordata; Actinopteri; Clupeiformes; Clupeidae
Product: nuclear factor 7, brain-like
Exons: 6
Coding region: 210-1601 (463 amino acids)
Biological process (GO): protein ubiquitination
Cellular component (GO): cytoplasm
Molecular function (GO): protein binding; zinc ion binding; ubiquitin protein ligase activity
Source: RefSeq, a predicted model, not a curated record